CGGUGGUGGCGCGUAGGUAGGUGGUGCUAAUCGAGCUCUCGUCAGCAGCGGUCCAAGCCGUCUCGGGCAGGUUCGGAUAGGUAGCUGAAAGGAUUAGCAAACUGCGAUUUAAGUAAAUAACAAGACACCUGACAAUGGCAAGCGAGGGCUUCUGCCUGGGGGAGCACACCCUGAAAGUGCCACUGGAGCUGCACCGGCUGAACCGGCAGCGUCUCUGCAAAGAGCUGCGGAGCACUGAUGGCGUGCCGGCCGGCGCGGUGGUCGUGCUGCAGGGGGGCGAGGCGACCACACGCUACUGCAGUGACGCCGAGCACGAGUUCAGACAGGAGUCAUUCUUUCACUGGGCGUUCGGGGUCCUGGUACCGGACUGCUAUGCCUGCAUCGAGGUGGCCAGCGGGCGCACCACCGUCUUCUACCCGCGCCUGGACGAGGUGUACGCCACCUGGAUGGGCCGCCUGCUCACCGCCGAUGACGUCAGGGCUCAGUACGGCGUAGACGACGUCAAAUACGUCGAUGAGAUAGCGAACGUCAUCCAGGGAAUGAAACCGGAUGUGCUUCUUUUGCUGGAAGGCGUGAAUUCGGACAGCAAGAAGACCACGCGACCUGCCGCGUUUGAUGGCAUGAGCAAGUUCAAGACGGACUACGGCCUACUGUACCCGGUCAUCUCGGAGCUCCGCGUGUUCAAGACGCCGCUGGAGGUGGAGGUGCUGCGGUACUCCAACAAGAUCUCGUCAGGGGCGCACAAGGAGGUGAUGCGUAAGAUCCGGCCUGGCAUGAAGGAGUAUCAGCUGGAGGCUAUCUUCAAGCAGUACAGCUACUACAUGGGCGGCUGUCGUCAUGUGGCGUACACGUGCAUCUGCGGCAGCGGGGAGAACGGGGCCGUGCUGCACUACGGCCACGCGGGCGCGCCCAACGACAAGACGGUGCGUGACGGCGAUAUGUGCCUGUUCGACAUGGGAGCCGAGUACUACUGCUACACGUCAGACAUCACCUGCUCCUUCCCGUCUAACGGCAAGUUCACCGACAAGCAGAAGGUCAUCUACAACGCCGUACUGAAGGCCAGCAGGGCCGUCAUGGACGCGCUGAAGCCAGGUAUCUGCUGGGUGGACAUGCACCUGCUGGCCAACCGCGUGACGCUGGAGGAGCUGAAGGCGGCCGGCAUCCUCCGCGGCAGCGUCGACGACAUGAUGAAGGCGAACCUGGGCGCCACAUUCCAGCCGCACGGACUGGGCCACUUCCUCGGUUGUGACGUGCACGACGUGGGCGGCUACCUGCGCGGCCAGCCGGAGCGGCGCUCCGAGGCGGGCCUGCGGAACCUGCGCACGGCGCGUACCAUCCGGGCCGGCAUGGUGCUCACCAUCGAGCCCGGCUGCUACUUUAUCGACCACCUGCUGAACCAGGCGGAGUCGGACCCGGUGCUGAGCCAAUUUCUGGUGCCGGAGAUGGUACGUCAGUACCGCGGCUUCGGCGGCGUGCGCAUUGAGGACGACGUGGUCGUCACCCAAGACGGCAUGGAGUGUCUGACCGUCGUGCCGCGCACUGUGGAGGAGGUGGAGGCCCUGAUGGCCGAGGGACGGCGCCAGGAGGUGUUUGUACCUCAGCUUCACGCCGAGACCAAGCUGAACCAGUAGUCGGCCCAGCGCCCCUGCUGACCGAGAGCCCAGCUCGACCUAGCCCCAGCUCUAUUGGGGCUGAUCAUGGCUCGCUACGGGUCGUUUCUAGCCGUGUGCCAUCAACCGCGCCAUAAUUCGUAAUCGCUGGUGUUGGUGUCGCUGUUGCAUCGGUGCUUGGGAAUGCGGGAUGCGGUAUUUUAUGUAUAUACAUAUAUGCUGAACUAUUUUCUUAAAUUUUGGUAUGCGUACGUCUCAGACCUGCUGAGUGAUGGAAGCGUCACGUUUUGGAGCCUCAAAUCGUGCAUAAGGCGGACGCAUCAUUUAACGAACGCGAUGAUGUCUGAAUUGCAAGAGAGCAAUUUAUGGCAAGUUUAUCCUGUCGCCUGAAGCCUAUAGCUUGAAAAGUUGUUGCCAGUAUGCGAUUUUGUGAUGCCAAUUAGGAUAUUAUACACGUUACCUAAUAAUGUUCUGAAUAACAAAACGCACAUGUGAAUAAAAAGUUGGCUGGUGCACCUGUUCUUCCA
Pollicipes pollicipes is the source of this 2137-nucleotide messenger RNA. Its product is annotated as xaa-Pro dipeptidase. The transcript has 14 exons. NCBI's taxonomy places the organism in Eukaryota, Metazoa, Arthropoda, Thecostraca, Pollicipedomorpha, Pollicipedidae. The coding region runs from base 135 to 1631 and encodes 498 amino acids. The record is from RefSeq and is a predicted model, not a curated record. Gene Ontology annotation, molecular function: manganese ion binding; metalloaminopeptidase activity.